AUGGGCGCAUAUUUUCGUCUGAGUCCGCAAUUUAUGCAAUUGGAUUGGCUGAAACAAGAAGAUACCACUCAUUUAAAGCCGUCCACUACGCCGGAGAAGAAGUGUUCCUUAGAACACGCGACACUAGAGGAGUCGCAUGGACGUAGAGUCACUCGAACAGCUAGCGACACGAGUCAAACGUUUACGGUUGAACAAAUGUGGAUCAGAACCGGCUUCGAAAAUUUUCGUCGCCUACUGGCUGACAUAAGGCGCGUGUGCGCAGUGGUUGAAGGCGCUACCGCGACGCAAACGUGGAAUCGAUCGUCACGCCCAUGGUUCAACAAGUCUUCCAUCACUCCGGACUCGGCCAAUUGGUAUCAGACUUGUCUGGGAGGAUAG
Messenger RNA from Angiostrongylus costaricensis, 378 nucleotides. Lineage: Eukaryota; Metazoa; Nematoda; Chromadorea; Rhabditida; Metastrongylidae. The record is from the annotation of a GenBank genome assembly.